This is a messenger RNA of Seriola aureovittata, 8507 nucleotides long. RefSeq names its product phosphatidylinositol 4,5-bisphosphate 3-kinase catalytic subunit alpha isoform-like. NCBI's taxonomy places the organism in Eukaryota, Metazoa, Chordata, Actinopteri, Carangiformes, Carangidae. Gene Ontology annotation, biological process: phosphatidylinositol-mediated signaling; phosphatidylinositol-3-phosphate biosynthetic process; cell migration. Bases 2759 to 5971 code for a protein of 1070 amino acids. Gene Ontology annotation, cellular component: cytoplasm; plasma membrane; phosphatidylinositol 3-kinase complex, class IA. The record is from RefSeq and is a predicted model, not a curated record. The transcript has 29 exons. Gene Ontology annotation, molecular function: 1-phosphatidylinositol-3-kinase activity; 1-phosphatidylinositol-4-phosphate 3-kinase activity.
ACAACAAACACACAACAUAACACACAACAUAACACAUAACACACAACAAACACACAACAAACACACAACAAACACACAACAAACACACAACAUAACACAUAACACACAACAAACACACAACACACAACAAACACACAACAAACACACAACAAACACACACAACACACAACAAACACACAACAAACACACAACACACAACAAACACACAACAAACACACAACAAACACACAACAUAACACACAACAUAACACAUAACACACAACAAACACACAACAAACACACAACAAACACACAACAAACACACAACAUAACACAUAACACACAACAAACACACAACAAACACACAACAAACACACAACAAACACACAACAUAACACAUAACACACAACAAACACAUAACACACAACAAACACACAACAAACACAUAACACACAACAAAUACACUUGUCCUCUGAGACUUGGAUCAGACUGAGGUUCCUGUGGUAUCUGGACCCAGAACAGAACCAGUACUGUCCACAGAGGCUGGACCAGGUUCAGGUCGGUGGCAGGUGUCUAACUGAGGUGCGCUCGUCUUCUGUACCUGAGCGUCCAGGUGAUAAACCCCCCCACAGACCACUGCCCCCUAACAGGCUGAUAAUCGACUAAUGAGGACCCUUGUAACCAUGACAACAAGAAUCCAUAGUUGGUUUGAUUUGUUCUGUGUGAUGAAGAUGAUGAUGCAUGUGAUGAUGAAGAGUAGAGUAUAAUAAAUUAAUCAUGUCUAACUGAAGAACAGACGGAUGGUGUUUGUUUGGGUUGCACUGAUGAUGAUGAUGAUGAUGAUGAUGAAGAUGAUAGUGAUCAUGAUGAUGGUGAUGAUGAAGAUGGUGAUGAUGGUGAUGAAGAUGAUGAUGAUGGUGAUGAAGAUGGUGAUGAUGAUGAUGAAGAUGGUGAUGAUGAUGAUGGUGAUGAAGAAGGUCAUGAUGAUGAUGAAGGUUAUGAAGAAGAUGAUGAUGAUGAAGAUGACACGUCACUCAAACAGGAGGAAGUACUUUAUUUGUUGGGGACUAUUUUCAGCAGCAGAUUAAUCCACGUUUGGUGCUCUGGUGAUUUAGUGGCAGCAGGACAGUGUGUGUUCAUAGUGACAGUGGCCCUAUGCAUGCUAGAAGACGCAGUGCAUGCUGGGAAACAUCGUUUGGAGAGAUCAGCAGGAUAAAGAUGGAGAGAAAAUAAAAACAAAAACACGAGAGGAAUCACUUUAAUCCUUAAUCCAUCAAACCCUGCUGCCUCCACACACUCACGCACGAACACACACAGACACUCACGCACACACACUCACACGCACGAACGCACACACUCACACACACACUCACACACACACACUCACACACUGGUGGUAAACAAAGAGAAUGUGAAAAACAAAAGCAGGAUUAAGAUGAACUGUGUCACCGUGUGGUAUUAGCAUGUAUUCUGAAUCCUGCUCUCUGAUUGGCUGGCAGACUUUAAACUACAGGUAACCAUAGAAGAACCACGACAAGAAACAGGACCAGAGCCAGGACCAUGACCAGAACCAGAACCAGAACCCAGGAACCUGUUUUAGGACGGUGGAGCAGAUCAGGGAUGAUAAUGGACUCUCAGGUGUUUUGGUUGGUUACCUGUGUAACAGUGAGCUGUGCACCUUGAUGAUGUCAUCAUCAGUAUGUUUGAGUGUACCUGUCCUUUAACCUGCAGCUGGUCUGACAGAGAUAGUGUGUGUGAGCAGACGUCUCACUCUGAGGUCAGAACGAUGUCGGUGUGGUGUUACUGAAACUGACUUGGCCAUGGUAACGGCGACAGCAUGAUGUUCUAAUAGCGUUGAUGAGCGGUUCUACUCUGCCUCAGAAUGACCUAAACCUGACCAAUCCAACCAGCCAAGGCAACAAUCAAAAACCAAUCAGAGGCAAUGUGGGGCAGGUCCUUCCAACUCUAAGGUAGGGUUUGUAAGUUUACAUCUGGCUGCUGAAGCAUUGAUAGCUAAUGGAAGGAAAAAAUCACAACAGAGGAAAAGCGUAUUGCAUGUAUUAGAUUUUUGUUUUGGCAAACCACCAGUUAAAGAGAACACAGAUUACGUCCAGCCUUCCCAGGAGAGCAGCUCCACAUCGUUUUCGGUUGGUUGUAACUUUCCCUCAAAGACUGUCGCCACCAGAGUAUCCGCUUUAGAACCGCUACCACCAAGGAGCUAGCUGCUAACAGGUGUCAAGCUAGUGCUGAAAUGGUGGCAUUUGAGGAGCCUCUCUGAGUUCUGUUUACAGAAGCUUAAAAACUCAUAGAUGUCUAUACCUGUCCCUCUCCAUGACCUCACCUGAGCGGACCUCUUCCACAGUACACCAUGUGAAAACAUGGCUACAACACCAUGACCCAGAAGAGACUGACUUACCUCUCCCUGAUACAUGUCCAUUCUGACAUGUUGAACUUAUUGGACAUCCACGCCCCGGUUGAAAGACUUUCUACAACACCUGAGCGCAAGACCACAACGGAUUAUUCCAACUACUGGAGCACCUGUCCUGCAGCUCAAGAAACAUUGAGGGGCGGUGACUGAUGGAUCCAUAUACGUGACCGGAGACAAAGACGCUCGAGGACAGAGAGAGAGAGACAGACAGACAGACAGACAGACAGACAGACAGACAGAGAGAAAGAGAGACAAACCGACGCUAUGACUGGAGGCAGGCGCAGCUGGACCGGCAGCCUCGAACUCAGAUAGCCCAGUGCUGAGGUGAGACAGCUUGUCAUUGGUGUUGCCAUGGCACCAAGGCCAUCGUCAGGGGAACUAUGGGGACUCCACCUGAUGCCCCCCCGCAUCCUGGUGGACUGCUGCCUACCUAAUGGGAUGAUGGUCAGUCUCGAGUGUCUCAGAGAAACUCCGCUCAUUAGCAUCAAGCAGCAGCUGUUCACGGAGGCGAGGAAGUACCCGCUGUACCACCUGCUGCAGGAGGAGUCGUGUUACAUCUUUGUGGGUGUAACCCAGGAAGCAGAGAGGGAAGAGUUUUACGACGAGACAAGGCGGCUGUGCGACCUCCGACUGUUUCACCCGAUACUGAAGGUUAUUGAGCCGCUGGGCAACCGGGAGGAGAAGAUCCUGAACCGAGAGAUAGGAUUUGCCAUCGGGAUGCCGGUCUGUGAGUUUGAGAUGAUGAAGGACCCGGAGAUUCAGGACUUCCGGCGCGCCAUACUGAGUGUGUGCAGAGAGGCCAUGGAGGAGAGGGAGGGGGGAGGGGCCCACAGCCAGGCCCUCUAUGUGUACCCCCCCAACGUGGAGUCUAGCCCCCAACUCCCCCAGCACAUCUACAGCAAGCUGGACAAAGGGAGGCUGAUUGUGACCAUCUGGGUGAUCGUGUCUCCGUCCAACUCCAAACAGAAGUACACCCUGAAGGUGAGUCAUGACAGCUUACCUGAGCAGCUCAUCGCCGAGUCCAUCAGGAAGAAGAGCCGCUCGAUGCACCUGUCACCUCAGCAGCUCCGCCUCUGUGUCCAGGAGUACCAGGGCCAGUACAUCCUGAAGGUGUGUGGCUGUGAUGAGUACCUGUUGGAGAAGUAUCCUCUCAGUCAAUACAAGUAUAUCCGGUCCUGUAUCAUCGUGGGUCGUCUCCCUCACCUGAUGCUCGUCUCCAAAGACAGUCUCUACUCUCAGCUUCCUGCGUCCGGCUUCGUCACACCUUCGUACAGUCGUCGGACUCCUCAGCCGUCUCCCUGUCCAGGAGGAGGAGACGGGUGUCCUCCUCGCUCCCUGUGGGCCUUCAACACUCUGCUAAGGGUCCGGCUGCUCUGCGCCACCUACGUCAACGUCAACAUCAGGGACAUCGACAAGAUCUAUGUGAGGACAGGUAUCUAUCAUGGUGGAGAGCCACUGUGUGACAACGUCAACACACAGAGAGUCCCCUGCUCCAACCCCAGGUGGAACGAGUGGCUCACCUAUGACAUCUACCUGGCUGACCUCCCUCGCUCAGCCAGACUUUGCCUGUCUAUCUGCUCUGUGAAGGGAAGGAAAGGAGCCAAGGAGGAGCACUGUCCACUGGCCUGGGGGAACGUCAACCUAUUUGACUAUAAGGACAUUCUGGUUUCGGGUAAGGUGGCUCUCGGUCUCUGGCCCGUCCCUCACGGCCUCGAGGACCUCCUCAAUCCCAUCGGGGUCGCCGGUUCAAAUCCCAACAAGGAGACGCCCUGUGUGGAGCUGGAAUUCUCCUGGUUUAAUCAGACUGUUGUGUUUCCUGACGAGCAGCAGAUAGAAGAGCAUGCCAACUGGACCAUCAGCAGAGAGCUGGGCUACAACUACUGCCACGGACUGAGCAGUCGUCUGGCCUGCGACAGCAGUGUUUCAGCAGGUGAUGCAGAGCAGCUUCGUUCUCUCUGCUCCAAAGAUCCUCUCUACGAGCUGUCAGAACAGGAGAAGGACUUCCUCUGGAGACACAGACAUUACUCUGUAAACAUCCCAGAGUCUCUUCCUAAGCUGCUUCUGUCCGUCAAAUGGAACUCCAGAGACGAAGUGUCCCAGAUGUACUGUUUGUUGAAGGAGUGGCCUCUGAUGGAGCCCGAGUCGGCUCUGGAGUUGUUGGACUGUAACUUUCCUGAUCCAAUGGUCAGAGAGUUCGCUCUACGCUGCCUGGUGCAAGGCCUAACGGACGACAAGCUGUCGCAGUACCUGCUGCAGCUUGUACAGGUGUUGAAGUAUGAGAUGUACCUGGACAAUCCUCUGGCUCGUUUCCUCAUAAAGAAAGCUCUGACCAAUCAAAGGAUAGGACACUUCUUCUUCUGGCAUCUCAAGUCAGAGAUGCACAAUAAGACAGUGUCCCGUCGCUUCGGUCUGCUGCUGGAAGCUUUCUGCAGAGCCUGUGGCAUGUACCUGAAACACCUGAACAGACAGGUUGAGGCCAUGGAUAAACUGGUGAACCUGACCGACACACUGAAACAGGAGAAGAAGGACGAGACACAGAAAACUCAGAUGAAGUUCCUGGUUGAACAUAUGUCUCGUCCAGAUUACAUGGAGGCUCUGCAGGGAUUUGUGUCUCCUCUGAACCCUGUUCACCAGCUGGGAAACCUCAGACUGGAAGAGUGCCGGAUCAUGUCCUCAGCGAAGCGCCCCUUGUGGUUGAACUGGGAGAACCCCGACAUCAUGUCCGAGCUGCUCUUCACCAACAACGAAAUCAUCUUCAAGAACGGAGACGACCUGCGUCAGGACAUGCUUACUCUGCAGAUCAUUAAGAUCAUGGAGAACAUCUGGCAGAACCAGGGCCUGGACCUGCGCAUGCUGCCGUACGGCUGCCUGUCCAUCGGGGACUGUGUGGGUCUGAUCGAGGUGGUGAAGAACAGUUUCACCAUCAUGCAGAUCCAGUGUAAAGGAGGCCUGAAGGGGGCGCUGCAGUUCAACUCCAACACCCUGCACCACUGGAUCAAAGACAAGAACCGGGGGGAGGCGUAUGACCGGGCCAUCGACCUGUUCACCCGGUCCUGUGCAGGUUACUGCGUGGCGACGUUCAUCCUGGGAAUCGGAGACCGACACAACUCCAACAUCAUGGUGAAGGAGAACGGACAGUUGUUCCACAUCGACUUUGGUCAUUUCCUGGAUCACAAGAAGAAGAAGUUCGGCUACAAGAGGGAGCGAGUUCCCUUCGUCCUGACGCAGGACUUCCUAAUCGUCAUCAGUAAAGGAGUGCAGGAGUCCACCAAGACCAAGGAGUUUGAGAGGUUCCAGGAGAUGUGUUAUAAAGCCUACCUGGCCAUCCGUCAGCACGCCAGCCUCUUCAUCAACCUGUUCUCCCUCCUGUUGGGCUGCGGCAUGCCCGAGCUCCAGAGCUUUGAUGACAUCGCCUACCUGAGGAAAACGCUGGCCCUGGAGAAGAGCCAGCAGGAGGCGUUGGAGUAUUUCACCAAACAGAUGAACGAUGCUCAUCAUGGAGGCUGGAGCACCAAGAUGGACUGGAUCUUCCACACCAUCAGACACAUGCCAAACGAGCACUGAUCUAUACACAUUUAUACAUAACACACAUUUAUAUAUAACACACAUUAUAUAUAACACACAUUUAUAUAUAACACAUUAUAUAUAACACACAUUUAUAUAUAAUACAUUAUAUAUAACACACAUUUAUAUUAAACACACACACCAUCAGACACGUCAACGAGCACUGAUCUAUACACAUUAAUAUAUAACACACAUUUAUAAAUAACACAUUUAUAUAAAACACACACCAUCAGACACAUGUCAGCGAGCACUGAUCUAUACACACAAGCAUACACACGUGUUUACUGCACUAUUCUUUGAUGAUGAGGAUGAUGAGGAUGAUGAUGAAGGUGUCUGUUGCAGGUUUUAUUGUCACAGUGUCGUGUUGGUAGGAUGUUUGUCAUAGCAACUUGAAUCUCAGGGUCAUAGGUCAGAGGGGCUGUAGAGAAUGCCAUAGGCAUGCUGAGAAAAGAUGAUGAUGAUGAUGAUGAUGAUGAUGAUGUUGAUAAUGGAAAAAGAUGAAAGUGACGACGAUGUCAUAAAUGUCUUCCAGUCGCUGCUACAGUAAGCCUGUUAGCGCUGCUAGCUGCUCUAAAUACAGACGGAGCUUUUUAAAAGAAAAACACUUUAUUGCUGUAUCGUACAUUUGAAUCAAAUUUUAUUGCGAAUCAGCUGUAACUUUAUAAACUGAUGUUUGUUUGGAGAAUUUAAAUGAAACCAGCUUUAUUGAAACCAGCAAAGUGAACACUGUGGUCACCCUGAGAGCAAUACAACCUCCAAUAACUGAUCAGUACUUAUUAUUAUAUUAUGACAAUCAGGAGUUCUGACCAAUUGGAAGGCAGAGCUGACCAGCUGUGAGGCGGAGACAAUGUACUGAGAUCAGACCAGAGUGACCAAUCAUGUUUCUGGUUAAGUUAAAAUCAAACAGGAUCAAACUGUGAUGAUAAAACUAAUUUCAGAAAUAUCUGCAGUUUGUACCAACAGGAUCAUAUGACGUUUUUCUCAUUGAAAUGUAACAAAUGUUUUUCUCUGACUUUUUUGUCAAAAUUUUAUGACAUUUCUCAGGACUUGGUUUUAUGUUUCCUUCUAAAAUCACUGCUUGACAUUUGAAAUAUUGCAGCUCUUUUCUCACAAUAUUAUCAUUGUAUUUCUGAAGGUUUUACAACUUUUUCUCAUAAAAUUAUGGCUCUAGUUUCAAAAUAGUAUUUUGACAGUGGUUCCCAAACUUUUCCAACUCAGGGCUCAGGCUGCAAAACAUUUAAAAACAUUAAUUAUAUAUUUUAUUUACAUCUUUUCACUAAAAUUGUUCUGUUUUCCAGAUUACUUUUUGUGCCACUUGCAAUACCUUCGCAGCCCACCAGUGGUCCCCGGCCCACAGGUUGGGAACCAUUGACCUAAGAUGUUUAUUAUUUUAAAAUGUAAAGAACAUGUUGAUUUGUCUUUUGAUCUUUUCGGCUGAUUAAUGGAAAGUUUCUGUCCACAGCUGAUCACUAACGUCUUCAACUAAAUCAGACGUGAAUAAUUUCUGAUCUGAAUUCAGUUUCAACUGAUUUUUUGAUUGAACUGACAUAUCAUGGAGUUUUAUCAGGGAUCAAAGUCUUGAGACGACAAUCUGAACCAAUCAGCUGCUCAUUAGCCGUUAGCUGGAUCAGCUCUUUGUUAGCAUCUUGUGCACAGCUUCUGAUAAAUCAUGCAAGGCUAGUUAACACUACUAGCUUGUUAGCUGAGCUGGUGCACUCUAACCCAUAGUAAGUUAUUAGUUAACUCAGCUGUUGCACUGGAACAAUAAAUUGUGACUAGGUUGAGUUAGCAUAGCAUAGCAUCAGUGGAAACUCCUACCCUCUUUCAUUGGCUACCAGCCUUCGGGGGCAGGGUUUCACUCAGACGGGUAAAGGGUGAUGAUUCCCAUUUUUUAAAUGUGAAGGUGUUUCUGUUCAGGUCAGAGGUCAGAUUAGGCCCUGCCCCCACACCUGUCAGUAACCAUGACAACGUGUGCAGUGGUCUAGUCCUGAGCCCCUGCUGCAUGCCGAUCCAUUUAUUGAUUUAUGACAUCAUCGACUGUGCUGGUUACCAUAGUGAUGAAGUGAGCAGACAAGAUGUGUUUGUUUCCAUGUGAUUAAUAUUAUUGAUUGUUUUGUUAACUGAUGUAUUGAUGAUUGAUUAAUGUAACUGAUGUGAUCAGUUUUUUAAUGUUGAAUAUUGAUUUGUGAUAACUAUUGAUCCUGUUUGAUUCUAAGAGACUUUUUAUCAGUUUUUUCUCUCAACCUUUUGUCUUUAUGAUGAUUUUUUUCUAAAAAUGUUACGAGGAUUAACUGCAGAGCGACGCCCACGGACAGCUGCUUCAGCCAAUCAGAAGUCCCAUAGAGCCUCCAAGCCCAUAUAUGGUUAUAAAGCUUUGUUCUGACUUUUUAAACUGAACUUUACAACAUGUCACCUGGGGGCAGGGCCUGAUGUGUGACAUCACACUUCAGGAUCCAGGUGUGAAGCACUUAUUAAUGUCCGACUGCCAGUGUUUUCAUGGAUUAUCCUUUUAUUUCAAAAUAAAAGCUCAACAGGU